This is a messenger RNA of Pollicipes pollicipes, 2069 nucleotides long. Its product is annotated as innexin inx2. The record is from RefSeq and is a predicted model, not a curated record. Gene Ontology annotation, cellular component: plasma membrane; gap junction. NCBI's taxonomy places the organism in Eukaryota, Metazoa, Arthropoda, Thecostraca, Pollicipedomorpha, Pollicipedidae. Gene Ontology annotation, biological process: phototransduction. Gene Ontology annotation, molecular function: gap junction channel activity. The coding region runs from base 122 to 1192 and encodes 356 amino acids. The transcript has a single exon.
GUGACUCGCCCGCUCUUGACGCGCGAGUCACGGGUGUCCAGUACGAGUCGGUCCGCGCCCUCGAGUAGGUGCGUCUACUGGCUGCGCCCCCGAGACCCCGAGCGCACGCUGAGCCGCCACCAUGUUCGACAUCUUCGGGUCCGUGAAAAGCCUGAUCAAGAUCAGCCCAGUCAGCAUCGACAACAAUGUGUUUCGGCUUCACUACAAGGUGACCAGCGUCAUGCUAGUCAUCUUCUCACUGCUCGUGACGUCUCACCAGUACAUCGGCGACCCCAUCGACUGCUACACCACGAGCAAGAUCCCUGACAACGUGAUGGACACCUACUGCUGGAUUCACUCCACCUUUUCCGUGGAGCAGGCGACGCCCCAGUUGCGCGGACACACGCCUUACGUCGGGAUCGGCACACGGGGCAAGGACGACACCAUCCAGCAGCACGCCUACUACCAGUGGGUCUGCUUCGUGCUCUUCUUCCAGGCGUUGCUUUUCUCUGUGCCGCGAUUCUUAUGGAAGAGCUGGGAGGGCGGUAAGUGCAAGAUGCUGGUGAUGGAGCUUGAUUGCCCCCUGGUCGCCGAUGAGGCGCGUUGCGACCGGAAAAAGCUGCUGGUCGAGUACCUCAGGUACCACAUGCACAAUCACACCUUUUACGCACUGGCGUUUUACCUCUGCGAGGUGCUGAACUUUGUUAACGUUAUCAGCCAGAUCUUCUUCAUCAACUACUUCCUGGACUUCGAGUUCACAACGUACGGCACCGAGGUGUUGAAUUUCGCGCAGUCCAACCCGGAGAAUCGCACCGACCCCAUGGCCAGAAUCUUCCCCAAGGUGACUAAGUGCACGUUCGAGACCUUCGGCUUCUCGGGCACCGUGCAGAGGCACGACGCCCUCUGCGUGUUGCCGCUCAACAUCGUCAACGAGAAGGUGUACGUCAUUCUGUGGUUCUGGCUGGUGCUGCUGGCGGUCAUCAGCGGUCUGGCGCUGAUCUAUCGGCUGCUGGUGAUCAUCUCACCCCAGUUGCGCAUCCUCUUGCUAAGGUCCCGCGCGCGGCUCGCGCCCGCCGCGCAGGUCACCGCCAUCUCGCAGCGCCUCUGGCUCGGCGACUGGUUCGUCCUCUACCAGCUGGGCAAGAACAUGGACCCGCUCAUCUUCCAAGACGUCCUCGUCGAUCUUUCACGUGCUAUCGACGUACACGUCUGACCAGAGUGUGGUCGUGGUCCGACCGAGGACCACCCGAGGUCGAACGCAUGUGCUCGGGCACGUGUUCCAACCAAGUGUUACGCACGUGGGACGCUUGCGUAAAAGGUGUUUCUGGAAGUGGCUAAACAUCGGUGAUCGCGGAAACCUGUCAAGAAGGUAGUGUGCAGGGUUAAAAUCUUCGAUCCCUAAGUCAUGGUGCAUGCUUGACAUAUGUCCGGUACCACUUGCAUUGCAUGAGUGCCUGCUCUGAUAGAUGCCAAAUCGGACUGAGUGGAACUGCAUGCGAAAAUGCCCAAGGGUCUUGCCUGUUGAAGUAGUCGAGCACGAAGGAGCUGUGAGCGGAUCGAGAUAAACCAGCUUGUUGACAACACUGAAACAAGUGAGCUCACAUGGUGCUGUGCAUCUGCGUUGGCGAACAUGGACCGCGAUCGGUGUGAUCCGCGACGUAUCGUGAUACGUUUUCAGCUCAAUGCCGUGAAGUGUGCGUGGUGAUAUGUCGGCGCCAACAGAUCCUCUCAAAAGCUGACCAGGUGCAUCACGCUUAGUUUUCUCCUAGCGAUUGGUUGGCGAUUUGCUUACGGCCGUGCAAGAAACAACACGAUUGUUACCUGCGGUAGGAUUUCUGCAAAACAAUCUUGCGCCAGCAUGUAAGAAAUAGCAAGGUUCUUUCACUUAAUCGUGGCAUGUUCAUCAUUAUCGUAUAGAAAUACAUGCAAAAGUGCAGCGCAGUUUUGCAUUUGUUGUCUGCACCUGAAUGGACCCCGUCGUUCUAUGCACUCUUGCACGCCGCCACUCACAUCAUGGACGAUGCCUCUGUUUGUUGAUAAGGGACAGCGGAGCACGAACAUGUGUGCAUUAACGUAUAAUAAACCUUCUA